AUGGACGGGUCAAGAAGAUCGUCCAUCCCAGCAUCCGAGGUGCAAAGGCACAAUCAGGUCAAUGAUUGCUGGAUUGUGGUCGAUGGGAAAGUCUACGAUAUGACCCGUUUUGCGCCUGAGCAUCCAGGAGGUUCAGAUAUCAUUUAUGCUUACGCUGGCAGGGAUGCUUCCCAGGCCUAUGGCGAGGUGCACGAGCCGAAGCUGAUCACCGCUACACUGUUGCCGCAAGAACAGCUUGGGCAGCUCGAUCCAGCUACGAAGCUACCUUCUGGCGUCGCUGGCGCGAGGAGCAAAGCGCCUCAACGCACAGAGAGAAAGCCGCCGUUGAAUGCAUUGAUCAAUCUGCAGGAUUUCGAAGACGCUGCCAGACAAUCAAUCUCCAAGAAGAGUUGGGCCUUCAUCUCAGGAGCAUCAAACGACAACAUUACGCGCGACGCCAAUCAGAGGCUUUUGCAAAGAAUAUGGUUUCGACCUCGGAUCUUGAGAAAUGUGGCGACAGUGUCCACCAAGGGCACCAUGCUUGACUGCAACGUUUCCCUUCCAAUUUUCAUUUCGCCAGCCGGACUGGGCAAGACCGGAGGACCAGAGGGCGAGGUUGCCUUGAGUCGAGGAGCAGCUGAAACAGGCAUCUUGCAAAUGAUAUCCACAAACGCUUCCUUUCCAUUGACCGAGAUCCUGGAAGCUGCACCUCAGGACCAACCCUUCUUCUUUCAACUAUACAUCAACAAGGACCGAAGCAAGACCGAGGAGUUACUCCGUCUCGUCAACUCGAAGCCGCAGAUCAAAGCCAUCUUCGUCACCGUUGAUCUCCCCGUCGUGUCAAAAAGAGAGGCCGACGAACGGCUGAAGCUCGAAACGUUUCAGGCCAGCGGCUUGAGCGGCUCUACUGCGACGAGCGGCAGCCAAACGUCUGGUCUCGCUCGGAAUGUAGGGUCCUUCAUCGACCCUAGUUUUUGUUGGGACGACCUCGUAUGGCUGCGGCAGCAGACCAAGCUGCCCCUGGUUUUGAAAGGAGUACAGUCAGCAGCAGACGCCCGCAUUGCCAUGCAAGUAGGCUGUCAAGGAGUCAUGGUCAGCAACCAUGGAGGAAGGGCUCUGGAUGGGGCGCCGGCAUCAAUUCUUGUCCUUCUGGAACUGCACAAGGAAUGUCCCGAAGUGUUCGACCAUAUGGAAGUCUUCAUCGACGGCGGCUUCAGAAGGGGCUCGGAUGUCCUCAAGGCUCUCUGCUUGGGCGCAAGCGGUGUCGGCAUGGGUAGGCCCUUUAUGUACGCGCUCAACUACGGCAAAGAAGGUGUAGUACAUCUGGUGAACAUCCUCAAAGAAGAAGUAAUCACAGCCAUGCAACUCGCUGGGCUCCAGAGCCUCGAAGACGCCGACCCUGCACUGAUCAACACAGGUGAAGUUGACCCUCUUGUGCCGCAAGGCUCCCGUCAUCCAUAUGUGCGCAAGGCCCCUCGGGUCCGACGGGCAUUUCGUUUGUGA
Exophiala dermatitidis NIH/UT8656 is the source of this 1482-nucleotide messenger RNA. RefSeq names its product L-lactate dehydrogenase (cytochrome). Gene Ontology annotation, molecular function: oxidoreductase activity. Lineage: Eukaryota; Fungi; Ascomycota; Eurotiomycetes; Chaetothyriales; Herpotrichiellaceae. The coding region runs from base 1 to 1482 and encodes 493 amino acids. The transcript is spliced from 4 exons. The record is from RefSeq and is a predicted model, not a curated record.